UUGGUUGUCAGGGUCUCUGCCACAGACUUAGAUGCUGGGAUGAAUGGGAAAGUAGCCUACUCUCUGUUCCAAGGCGGUGAAGUAUCUCAACCAUUUGUAAUAGACAAAACCACAGGAGAAAUUCGGUUGAGCAAAGAGUUGGAUUUCGAGGUAACCAGCUUUUACAACAUAGAAAUAGCAGCCACAGAUGGAGGGGGCUUUUCAGGCAAAUGCAGUGUUCUUGUUAAGGUAGUGGAUGUGAAUGACAAUGCUCCUGCAUUGAUGGUCAGGAAGCUCACAGUACCCAUCCCAGAAAAUUCCCCAGAGACUCUAGUUGCUGUUUUCAGUGUUUCUGACCCAGAUUCUGGGGAUAAUGGAAGGAUGGUGUGUUCUAUUCCGAACGAACUUCCGUUUCUUUUGAGGCCAACUUUUGAGGAUUAUUACACUGUAGUGACAGAAGGAGCACUAGACAGAGAGAGCAGAGCCGAGUACAACAUCACCAUCUCCGUCUCCGACAUGGGCUCACCCAGGCUCACAACCCAGCACACCAUAACAGUGCAGGUGUCCGACGUCAACGACAACGCCCCCGCCUUCACCCAAUCCUCCUACGCCCUGUCUGUCCGCGAGAACAACAGCCCCGCCCUGCUCAUAGGCACCAUCAGAGCCACAGACUCAGACUCAGGCCCCAACGCCCACAUCACCUACUCGCUGCUGCCACCCAAUGACCAGCAGCUGGCUUUGACCUCGCUCAUCUCCAUCAAUGCAGAUAAUGGGCAGCUGUUCGCGCUCAGGGCGCUGGACUAUGAGGCUCUAAAGACCUUCGAGUUCCGCGUGGCCGCCACAGACCAAGGCUCCCCUGCCCUCAGCAGCCAGGUGCUGGUGCGUGUGCUGGUGCUGGACGACAAUGACAAUGCGCCCUUCGUGCUCUACCCUCUACAGAACGCCUCUGCGCCCUGCACUGAGCUGCUGCCCAGGGCGGCGGAGCCCGGCUACCUGGUCACCAAGGUGGUGGCUGUGGACCGAGACUCUGGCCAGAACGCCUGGCUGUCAUUCCAGCUGCUCAAG
Messenger RNA from Psammomys obesus (fat sand rat), 1044 nucleotides. RefSeq names its product protocadherin-3-like. The annotation marks the transcript as partial. Gene Ontology annotation, molecular function: calcium ion binding. The record is from RefSeq and is a predicted model, not a curated record. Gene Ontology annotation, biological process: homophilic cell-cell adhesion. Gene Ontology annotation, cellular component: plasma membrane. Lineage: Eukaryota; Metazoa; Chordata; Mammalia; Rodentia; Muridae. The transcript has a single exon.